Messenger RNA from Leptopilina boulardi, 5188 nucleotides. RefSeq names its product sodium-coupled monocarboxylate transporter 2. Gene Ontology annotation, biological process: transmembrane transport; sodium ion transport. Gene Ontology annotation, molecular function: symporter activity. NCBI's taxonomy places the organism in Eukaryota, Metazoa, Arthropoda, Insecta, Hymenoptera, Figitidae. The coding region runs from base 335 to 2251 and encodes 638 amino acids. Gene Ontology annotation, cellular component: membrane. The record is from RefSeq and is a predicted model, not a curated record. The transcript is spliced from 6 exons.
AGUGCUUCAGCUCAGCUGUUAGUAUACGCACUCUCACUCCAAUCGUCGUACCACACUGAUCGUUUAGCUUUGCUCACUCAUCCGUUUAUUAUUCUCUUUCUCUCUCUCGGUAUCAAAUUGCAUAACAAGGCACGCGACACGCUACUACCGGUGGGAAAUCGCGAGUUUCAAACUUUUUCAAGUACACAUAAUUUUCUUUUAAAACAAACAAAAACGGAUUUUUCAUUUAAAAAAAAAAAAAAUUUUUCGAAAAUUCAAAUUAAAAGCCAAAUUUAAAUUAAAUAAAAAAAAAACAAAAGUUUAAGACGGAACAUCGGCGUAUCUCAAAUUGACAAUGGGGACUUCUUCAUUGAUAGUGGACUAUUUGGUUUUUGUGGCCUUCAUUGCGGUCUCAUUUGUAAUACCCUUGUGGGGUAGAUUUCGUGCGAGGAAAAAAGAGACGAAAGCUGAUUACGUUUUUGCCACGGGAACAGUUUCAAUGGGGGCGAUGAUGUUGUCGAUUGCGAGAGGAACCCUUGGCGUAAGAUCAUUUUUGGGUUAUCCUUCGGAACUUUAUUUUAAAGGCAGUGCCAUGUGGGAAACUCUAUUUGGAAUGCUUCUUGCUUAUCCAAUAGUCUGCUUUGUCUUUGUUCCCGUUUAUUAUAGUCUGGGAAUCACAUCCGUUUAUCAGUAUUUAGAUAUGAGAUUUAAUUCGAAAUUGGUGCGUUGUCUUGCGAGUUUUUCAUACGUUAUUAGAAGUUUAUUAAAUCUCUCAGUUAUAGUAUUCACACCAUGUGUUGCAUUGUAUACUUUGAUAGGCUUGCCAUAUUGGGCUAGUAUUAUUGGUAUAACUUCGAUAUCCGUUGCCUUCACUUUAAUGGGUGGCUUGAAAGCUGCCAUAACGUCUGAUGUUAUCCAAGGACUGACAAUGAUUGUUGUCUCGAUUGUAAUUGUUAUUCAUGGGACUAUUGAUGUUGGAGGUGUAGGAACUGUGUUUAAUAUAACCAAAGAACGAGGACGUCUCAAUUUUUUUAACUUUGACAUGGAUCCAACAAUUCGAGUUACGACAGUUUCAGCAACACUUGGGCAGCUUUUCAUGAGCUUGUCAAUCUUUGGAUGUCAACAAAAUUUUGUUCAAAGAUACUGCAGUAUGAGUAGUCGUGGCAAGGUUGUCAGAACAAUGAUUUCAAACAUGCCAGUGAUAACGGUUCUCUUCUCACUGUCAUGGAUCGUUGGAAUGGUAAUUUUCGCCAACUACGCAGACUGUGAUCCAUACACAAAAGGUUUAAUAUCAAAAAUUGAUGAAAUUGUACCAUUUUACGUUGAAGAUCGAUUUGUUUAUUUACCCGGUGUUGUGGGUCUUGUUAUGGCAACAUUAUUCAAUAGUGCAUUAACAUUGGCCGUGUCAAAUCUUCAAUCGCUCGCAACAGUCACAUAUGAAGAUUUUCUCAGUCAAAUGCGCAUAUGCAGCAAUCUAAAGGAUACACAACAACUUCAUUUAAUUAAAAUGAUUGGCGUAAUUUAUGGAGUAUUGAUAAUUGGCGCCAGUUUUCUCGUGGGAAUGUUACCUGGUGUCAUUGAAUCAUCAAUGCUAAUGACCUCGGCGACGUCUGGUCCACUAUUGGGAGUUUUCGUAUUGGCAAUGCUUGUUCCUUGUGCAAACUGGAAGGGCGCUGCCACUGGUAUGAUUUUCAGUCACAUUAGCACACUAUGGUUAACAUUUGGACGUCUAAUGUUAAAUCCCCCAGUUGAAAAUUUACCCCUCUCAGUGGAUGGUUGUCGUAAUGACACGUUCUCAGCGCAUGUAAUGAAACCCAUCAAUCCAUGGUUGGAAGAAGCGCAAAAUGAAAUAGUUGAAGAGGUCACCAAGUCACCGCUCGACUACGUCUAUGGAAUAACUUAUAUGUAUUAUGCUCUCAUCGGAAGUCUGACCACUGUUCUUGUUGGCAUUAUCAUUAGUCUGCUCACGGCUGAUCCUAAAGGCGACGUAUACGAGGAGCAUUUAUUGCAUCCACUUGCAUUAAAGCUCUCAAAAUUAUUUCCUGGCAGACCUAGAAUCUAUUCCGGAAGUACGCGUCUUGGAGAUGAAGCCAACAGUGCCAAAGGCGAAACAACGUCCGUGACUUCUAUCGCCAAUGCAAAUGGAAAAUCUAAAACGGAAAUUAAAGAGAAAUGCAAAAAUUCUGAAGAUUUGUAUAUUGAGAAACUUGAUGCACUCAAGAGAGUCUCUUUACAAGUCACCAAUGAAAUCUCCAAAGGCACAAGACUUUAAGGAUGUAUGUUUAUUUUUUUUUUUUUUUAUAUAUAUUUUAAAUAGCGAAGAAAAUGACUUUUUACGAUUCCUUUUUUUUAAAGGCAGAUCUAUUGAAAUUGUUUUUUUUUUUUUUUUUUUAUUUGUACAUUAUUAAGUGUGAUGAUGAAAUUUCAAAUGACAUUGUGGGAGUGAUUUAGGAAUUUUUUAAAGCAUUUUGUGUGAUAUUAAAGUAGUUUGUUUGACGUCUUCAGAAAAGAUUGACAGAAGAUUUUGUGAUUUUGAUUUUGUGGUACGUCUUCAAGAAAUAUUUGAGAUUAUCUUUAAUAAAUAACAAAAAUAAUUUUAGGAAACUUUUUUUUGUGAAAAUUGAAGAUAUUUAAUGAAAAAGCUAAGUGCAUUUAUCAUACUAACAAUAAGUCAUUGUAAGUCUAUUUUCAGUAUUUAUGUUCUAAAAUAUUUAUUAUCAAAUCUAGUUCCAUAGUUUUAAAAAUUUUUUUUAGAAAAUUUAAAAGAAAUUUUUUUUUGAAAUAUCUUCAUGAAUUGUUCUUGAAUAUCUUUAAAAUAUUUUUGUUAAUAUAAUUAAAUAUAAAUUAACAAGUUUCUUUAAAUAUAUUUAAUACAUUUUUUUUUAUAUUCAAUAAAUUGUGUUUAAUGUUUUUAACAAAAUAUCCUGUUUGUAUUAAGUGAAAGAGUUUAAACUGUUAAAAAUUUCAUAUAGCACUUGGUACAAAUGAUUUAAAAUUUUUAAAACCUUAUACUUCAAAUUUUCUAUUCAACCUCAGAAAACAAAAACCAAAAUUACGAGUUUCACAAAAAUCUAACAAUUAAGAAAAAACCCCGCACUAUAUACAUGGGAAUUCGGGGUCGGUGAAAUUUCUUGCAACUUUGUAAUUUUGUAGUUAUUGACCUUCUGAAGAAAAAAAAUUUAAAUAGCAAAAUUUAAAAAAAUGGACAGAUUUUUUAAAAAUUAAGGUUUAAGUUUAAAAAUAGUGUUAAAGGCGAAAAAAAUUCAAAAAUUAGUAAAACCAAAAGAACUAAAUAAACUUUUUUAAAACUCGUUACUCAGGGGUUUUCGGGGUCGCUGAUUACUAAUUUGAUGUCAAUUUUUAAAAAUCCAAAAUAGCGGAUCCAAAAUGUCCGACCAAUUUUUUUUUAAAAUGCAUCAAAUUGACUUGAAUCUCGUUACUCGGGGGUUUUCUGGGUUGCUGAUUCACUUAAAACUUGGUACUUGACGACUUUUUAAGCCUCAGUGAAAAUUGACAUCGAAUUCAUAAUCAGCGACCCCGAAAACCCCCGAUUAACGAGUUUUAAAAAUGUUUAUUUAGUUCUUUUGGUUUUACUAAUUUUUGAAUUUUUUUCGCUUUUAACACUAUUUUUAAACUUAAACCUUAAUUUUUAAAAAAUCUGUCCAUUUUUUUAAAUUUUGCUAUUUAAAUUUUUUUUCUUCAGAAGGUCAAUAACUACAAAAUUACAAAGUUGCAAAAAAUUUCACCGGACCCCAAAUUCUCAUGUAUAUGAUGCAGGGUUCUUUGACUAAAAUAUUGAAUUUGGUGACAUUAAAAUUUCUUGAAUAUUUAUAUUAAAUAGUUUUCAAAUAUUUUGAAAAAAUUUUCCAUAAACUUUCUGCAGAGUUUCAUAUAUAUUUUUAGCACAUUUGGUAAAAAAAUAUUCGUGAAAUUUUCAUGAAAAUUAAUAGCUAACUACAACGGUAAUCUUCAACAAAGUUUGCUGAAUAAAUUUAGUAAUUUAUUAAAAUACUUCUAUUUUUAAUUAGCUUCAUUGCUUUUAGAUAAGUUCAAAGUAUUUCUAUCCAAAUUUUUUCAAUAUCUUCAUCAAUCUUUAUACAUUACUUCAACAAUUUUUUUUGUGUGAAUAUUCUUUAUAAUUUUUUUUUUUUUUUAAUAACAACAAUAAAACUUUCUUAAAUAUUGACAACAGUUUUUCUUGAAUAACUGCAACAAACUUUCUUGUAUAUUAGCUAAAUUUUAUCAUAAAAUAUGUUCAGAAAUAUUUCUUAAAUAUCUUCAAUGAUUUUUCUCAAGUAUUUUCAAAAAAAAUUUUUUCAAUAUUUUCAGCAAUCUUUCUUGAAUUUAAAAAAAGAGAAAUCUUCAACAAACUAGUUCAACAAUUUUAAAUAAUUUUUCUUAAAUAUCUUCAACGAAUUUUCUUGAAUUUUAACAAAAAAAAUUUUCUUGAAUAUUUCCAACAACUUUUCAUGAUAUAAAUAUUUGUUAAUUAUUUUAAAAUAACUAAAUAAUCAAAUUGCUGACGUUUCUUGAAUAUCAUUAGUGAACAUAUUAUGCAAAAUCUUGGAAGAAAAAAAAAAAAAAAGGUAAUUCUUGUUAACUUUUUUUGAAGAUAGGACUUUUUGAGUGACAGUGGAUUCAUAUAAUGUAAACGGAGACAAUUCCGUUUCGAGAGGAGAUAAGUUGUACAUCUCCUUCGUCAGCAUGACAUAUCUCGUGGUGCUUGGUUAAAGAAAAACAAACUGACGAUCCGGACGGAAAACCCCGUAGAGGCAACGAAAGAGCUUUUUAUUCAGUUUUCUUGUCUCAAGUGAUCGUAGUACUUUUAGGAUGUAACGAAAGUUCUAUAUAUAGAGGAGAAUGAAAAGACUCGAGAAAAUCAUAGUUUUCUUGCUUCCUUUGUCUAGCACUUUUUUUUUCAUUAUGAGGAAAAAAAAGUAUAUACGUUUAGAUUUAUAAAUUAUUAACAUAAAUAUUGUAAAUAGUUAUCAAUAAGAAAUUUGUUAUUUUUAAUGUAAAUCUUACAUAUAUAUAUAUAGAUAAUAAUUAUAUGAGGAGUUAAUUAGAUGCAAGACUUUGACACAUAUACAAAAAACUAUUUUCUUAAAAUAUUUUUUAUGGCCCGUGUGAUGUUGAGUGGGGUUUGAAGAUGUGAAAUACUCAAAAAAAAAAAAAAAAAAAACACUGGUCCGAGCAGGUUCUCGUGCUU